GUGCACCGCAAGGCGGUUGGGGAGAGCGCGGCAAGAUGGCGGACGUGCUGGACCUACACGAGCCGAGCGGCGAGGACUUCGCCAUGGACGAGGACGGCGACGAGAGCAUCCAUAAGCUGAAGGAGAAGGCCAAGAAGCGGAAGGGCCGCGGCUUCGGCUCAGAGGAAGGGUCGCGGGCCCGGGUGCGGGAGGACUACGACAGCGUGGAGCAGGACGGCGAUGAGCCCGGGCCGCAGAGGUCGGUGGAGGGUUGGAUCCUUUUUGUCACCGGCGUCCACGAGGAGGCGACGGAGGAGGACAUCCACGACAAAUUCGCUGAGUACGGAGAGAUCAAAAACAUCCACCUGAACCUGGACAGGAGGACCGGCUACCUGAAGGGAUACACGCUGGUGGAGUACGAGACGUACAAAGAGGCGCAGGCGGCCAUGGAGGGGCUGAACGGGCAGGAGCUGAUGGGGCAGCCGGUCAGCGUGGAUUGGUGCUUCGUCAGAGGGCCCCCGAAGGGAAAGAGGAGGGGUGGGCGCCGGCGCAGCAGGAGUCCGGACAGGAGGCGCCGGUGAUGGAGCCCACGUGGCAGCAGUUGGAAGCCGGGGGGAUUGGGGGGGGAUGGGGGGGGGUUGGGGU
Molecule: messenger RNA, 624 nt
Organism: Gallus gallus (chicken)
Lineage: Eukaryota; Metazoa; Chordata; Aves; Galliformes; Phasianidae
Gene: RBM8A
Product: RNA binding motif protein 8A
Exons: 6
Coding region: 36-560 (174 amino acids)
Biological process (GO): RNA splicing
Cellular component (GO): cytoplasm; exon-exon junction complex; nucleus
Molecular function (GO): mRNA binding
Source: RefSeq, a predicted model, not a curated record